Messenger RNA from Bombyx mori (domestic silkworm), 2844 nucleotides. RefSeq lists its product as uncharacterized. The record is from RefSeq and is a predicted model, not a curated record. Gene Ontology annotation, molecular function: metallocarboxypeptidase activity; zinc ion binding. Gene Ontology annotation, biological process: proteolysis. Lineage: Eukaryota; Metazoa; Arthropoda; Insecta; Lepidoptera; Bombycidae. The transcript is spliced from 15 exons. The coding region runs from base 383 to 2692 and encodes 769 amino acids.
AUUCACACUUCAAUUUGCGAUAAUGUCAGUAAAAUGCAAAUUAUUUGUCAGUAGUUUUCAAUAGUUCAAGUAAAUGAACAAAUUAAUCAAAAUGCAACAGGCAAAGCAAUAGUACUUUUUGAUGAAAAUACAAAAUUACAAUGAACACUUAUUUUAAUAUUUGAACUAACAAAAUCUGUUUUGAUGAAAAUGUAUAAUACAUAAAUUUGGGUAACUUCAUAAGAAUUAUGGACCAGAUCUAACAGAGUACAAAAUUUCAUAAAUUCGUUUUAUUCUCCGCUAUUGUCAACACAUAAUUAAAAUGCAGCCAAAAUACUAAGCAAAAACUCAAACAUAACUGUUAUUGAUACUAAACAUAAAUCAAAUUAUUUUCGAUCAUAAAAUGGAGAAUGAAAACAACCAAGCCAACUCAAACAAUAUAAUUCAGACAUUCACUUUUAAAGACUACAACAAAACAACAGAAAGAUCAACAUUCAGAAAACUAUCUGCUCUAGUCAAGAUACAUGAAGACAUUAAAAAAGAUGAAGAAAAUGGGCUCCGUCUUCGCAUGGAUUGGACCAACUACCAUCGUUUGGAUGUAAUACAUUCGUUUAUCGAUGACCUAGAGUUUGACUUUCCAUCUAUUUGUACUUCAUUUGUCAUCGGAAAAUCAUUGGAGGGUAGAGAUUUAAAGUUACUCAAGAUAUCGAAUAGUAACGCCAACAAUGCAAGUGUGUGGCUGGACGCCGGCAUCCACGCUCGUGAAUGGAUCGCGCCAGCUGUGGCUACCUACAUAGCCGACUAUAUCACUAGGAAUUUCAAUGAUAUGCCUGAAUGUAUCACUAAUAAAGACUGGUACAUCCUUCCAGUUAUGAAUCCCGACGGUUACGAAUAUUCUCACACAAAAGACCGUAUGUGGCGAAAGAACAGAGCUUGGCACGGCGGCCAGUGCGUCGGUGUUGAUCUUAACAGAAACUUUAGUAUUGGCUGGGGCCAGAAAGCGUCUUCUGAUAAUCCGACGAACAAUUUUUACAGAGGACCAGAACCAUUUUCUGAACCAGAAUCAUCGGCUGUUCGCGAUUUCAUGUUAAAUUCUGGUAUUACGUUUAAAGUUUACAUCACAUUGCAUAGUUAUGGAGAGGUAAUCAUGUUUCCAUUUGCUUUCAAAGAUGAUCUUUGCCCAGACUACAUCCGUCUGCUCGAAGGAGCAACUGCUAUGUCGAGGGGUAUAUAUGACUUCAAUGGAAACACGUAUAAAGUUGGAAUUUCAAAAGACGUUAUGUAUGGAGCUGCUGGCACAAGCAAUGAUUGGAGUUACGGUGAAUUAGGCAUUCCUUAUUGCUACCUCAUCGAACUACGAAGUAAAAAACAUAAAUUUAGACUUCCCAAAGAAGAAAUAAAUGAAACUUCAAACGAGAUCUGGAACUCUAUUAAGGCCUUAAUGGAGUUUGUCGAUGAUACUGACAGUCAAGAGAAAAUUAUCUUCAAAGUGGCCAACUCAAUUUCAAAUACUCAAGUAUGGGAAGUGAGAUUUAUUAGAGAAGGACAAAGGCGUUUUGUUAAAUCAUUGGAUACACAUGGAGCGAUAACAAUCUGGAAAGAAGAAAAUAGCACAAUGGAUAUAAUGGUGGAUGGACCUAGAAUCACACAGAUAGCCGGUAUGCUUCACGAAAGGGAGAUACCGUAUUCUAUAGCAAUUGGCGAUGUUGGGUCUGUACUGAGUAGGGAACAAGGGAUUAAAUAUUCAAAGAAUAACCGAAAACCAAACUAUUGUGAAAUGGAUUGGCAUAACUAUCAUCGUCUUCAUGUAAUUUACGCGUUCAUGGAGAAUUUGUCACAUGAAUACCCUUAUUUGUGCUCGGUGGCCGUUAUUGGAAAAUCUGCUGAAGGACGAGAUAUUAAGAUUUUAAAGGUAUCUAAUGGUAAUGAAUAUAACGUUGGCGUCUGGUUAGACGCAGCUAUUCAUCCCCGUGAGUGGAUCAGCACAGCUGUCGUGACGUACAUUGCUGAUAGACUCGUCCGGACCUUUCAUGAGCAGCCUGAUUGUGUAACUAAUAAGGAUUGGUACAUACUUCCAGUACUGAAUCCGGAUGGUUAUGAAUACACGCACACGCACGACAGAAUGUGGCGUAAGAACAGGGCCCGUUACGGUGAAUGCGUCGGAGUUGACCUUAACAGGAAUUUCAGUUACGGCUGGGGAGAGAAAGGCGAGGAAGGUUCAUCAGAAGACCCGGGUAACAUCUUUUACCGAGGACCGAAACCAUUCUCCGAACCUGAAACGGCCGCUCUAAGACGCUUGAUCACCAAAAGCUCGACGCCGUUCAAGGUGUUUCUAUCGUUUCAUAGCUACGGCGAAGUCGUUAUAUUCCCAUGGGGGUACACAGAUGAACCAUGUCCUGAUUAUGUAGAGCUGUUGGAAGGAGGCACUUCUAUUGCAAAGGCAAUAUAUGAAACAAGCGGACGCACAUAUAAAGUAGGCAGUACGAAGGAUCUCAUGUAUUUUGCGUGCGGCAACAGUAUAGAUUGGAGUUACGCUGUUGCGGGCAUACCUUAUUCGUAUAUGGUUGAAUUGAGAGGGAAGAAACACAGAUUCCUGCUGCCUCAAAACGAAAUCGAGUCAACCGCCAAAGAAGUAAUGAAUGGAGUAUUCAGAUUGUUGGAUUUUGUUGACGGGAAAAGUAAAAGUUGCCAGUCGUGUGACUGUUCGAAAUGAUAUAUUCUGCUUAUAUAAAUGAAUGAUAAAUCAAGAAUUGAACCGCUACGUUAUGUAAUCUAAUAUAUAAUGGAACGUCUAUGGAAAAUAUUGUUUAAAUACGAAAACAUUUUUGUAAUUAAUAAAAUAACAAUUUAAAACGAUACGGAAAA